GUAUCAGUAGAUAAUGAUUAGGCUCAAUAAAACAGAGUUAAACUUUGACUUAAGCAGGAAGAACUUCAGGACUGAGACGCUCAGUCUUUUGAGGAGAGGAGCUCUGCUGACAGGUUGUGUUGCCCGGGACCAUGAGAGGUGCAUAUUUGCUACCCUUGACCCUUCUCGUCAGCAUUGCUUAUGGGAUUGGUCUGGAGGACAAAAAGGGGCCAUUACAAAAUCGAGUUUUAGAUGUGCCAGAGUCUACACCUGUGCCCUAUGCCAUUUACCAGUUUACAUCUGUAGAGAAAGCGGAGACAUUCCAUGUAAGCGGAGAGACCGAAGGAAAGAUCAGUAUCUCUUCAGACGGCUGGCUGUUCCUGGAGGAGCCUCUGAAAUGGAGCCCUGGGAAAAGCCACCAUCUUGAUAUUGAAGCACAAUCAGCAGAUGGUAAAACUGUUGAUGGGCCUUACUCGGUUGUCUUGCAAGUUGUGGAUGUCAACAACAAUGCCCCUGUCUUUAGUGAGAAUCAGUACAGUGCCAGUGUCAGAGAGCAUUCACCUGCAGGAGUUCCAUUCCUGCAGGUGUUUGCUACCGAUGCAGACGAUCCCGUUACAUUAAAUGCCCAACUGAGAUACAGCAUUGUGAGCCAAAUCCCCAAUCCUGAAAAUGUUCCUUACUUUGGCAUUAACCCAGAGAGUGGAGAGAUCUUUAUAACAGAGGAAGGAGCAGCGUCUCUGAGGGCCAGGCCCACCAUAUUGUACAGCCGCGGGGAGGACCGUGGCAGUGCUGAUGUCCUGAGAAGAAAGUUUGAGGACUAUUGUAUUCCAAGGAACAACGUGCCUCUGGAGAGCAACCCCUUUUACUCAUGCGUUGAACGUGCCGAAAGAAGAAACGUGAAUCUUCUUCAAGAUCCAGACUAUGCGUUGACUGUUCGUGUAGAGGAUAUGGGAGGUGACGCUCCAAACGCUUUGAAAAGCACAACACGGGUCAACAUAGUUAUCCUUCAAAACCUCUGGGUCAAGCCUAGACCAAUCAAACUGAGAGAAAAUUUGGAAGGGGAAUACCCUAUGUUUCUUGCCACAGUGCGUGCCAAUGAUCCCACCGCAUCGUACAGGCUGGUACAGAAAGAAAGAUUUGCCUUCCCCUUCACCAUCAAUCAAGAUGGAGAUAUCCAUGUCACCGCUCCUUUGGAUAGAGAACAGAAAGAUAUGUACAUAUUGGUGGUCCUGGCAGAAGAUGAACAGGGUGUUGAGCUGGAAAAACCGAUGGAGAUUCAUGUGGAAGUGGAGGAUGUGAACGAUAACCCUCCUGUGUGUGAUGAAGCUGUGUUUGAGGUGCAAGAGAAUGAGCCCAUAGGUAAUCAAAUUGGUGUUCUGCCUGCUCAUGAUAGUGAUAAGGAAGGCACACUGAACUCAUUAUUAGUCUACACACUCCUGAGCCAGGUGCCUUCCAAGCCAUAUGACAAAAUGUUCAGCAUCGAUCAAGGCAAUGGCGAAAUCAAAGUGGCAAUUGCAAACUUCCAAAGGAAAGAGGUGCCUCAAUAUGAGCUUACCUUCAGUGUGUCUGAUACAGUUCACACAACGGAAUGUAAAGCCAUCAUCAAGGUCAUCGACCUCAAUAAUGAGAUCCCUGUCUUCGAGAAACAAGAUUAUGGGACACACAGUGUUCCUGAACUGGCUGAAGUGGGAACCACUUUGCUCACCAUCAAAGCCACAGAUGCAGAUGACCCAGGAACAGGAAGCUCUAAAGUGGAGUAUCACAUCGUUGAUGGAGACCCACAUAACCUCCUCGCCAUUAAGGAUGAUGAAGCCACUGGAGAGGGCAGAGUCUACAUCGCUCGGCCACUGGAUUACGAGCUCCAGAAUGUCUUCAACCUUAAGAUUGAUGCACGUAAUCCCGAGCCCCUGAUCAAAGGAGUAGAAUAUGAUGAAAGAGCCACCACAAUUGUUGUCAUUCAGCUGGUGGAUGUGGAUGAGCCUCCAAAAUUUGAAGUGGAGAGUCUUCAUGUCAACGUUCCAGAAAACAUCACGAUUGGAACCGUAAUAAUGACAGCUGAAGCCAAGGAUCCGGAGGGAAAGACUAUCAAGUUUAAGAUGGAAGGUGAUGAACAUAAUUGGCUGGAGCUGGACGCAGGCUCUGGAGAACUGAAGACUAAAGCUGCUCUGGACAGAGAGACGGUGGAGAAGAUCUCUCUCACAAUUAUCGCAUAUGAGACAGAGGGAGACAAGCAGGAGGCUGAGAUGAAGGUGGAUAUUCAUCUGCUGGAUGUGAACGACAACUACCCCAAACUGGAGAAGACACGUGGCUUCAUCUGCAUUCAGGAUAUGACCCCCUUAACACUCACUGCUGUCGAUAAGGACAGCGACCCCUACGGAGAGCCUUUCACCUUCUCCCUGAACCGCAAGUCACAAAACUUUGAGGUCAAACCUCUGAAUGGAAACUCAGCGCAGCUGAUUUUAAAGAAGAAGCCCUCAACUGAUCUAAACGCCACUGUUCCCAUCAACAUCUUAGACAAGGCUGGGAUGGGUAUCACUCAAAAGUUUGACGUGCGCAUAUGUAACUGCACUAAAUUGGGCUACUGUUACAUCGAGCCAGCAGCUCACAGCUGGAAGCUGGGCAUGAGCAGCACCAUCGGCAUCCUGGCAGGAAUAUUCGGCUUUAUCACUCUGCUCAUGAUCGUUGUUACCUAUCGAAUCAAGAAGAAAGAUCAGAAGAAGAGAGCAGCAUCUUCUGCAGAGGCUAAAGCAAUGCUCUAGAGUUGGAAUAACAUGCAAACAUUAUUCGGUACACAACCCAGGCAAACCGACAUCCAUGACCCUCAACACACACCUUUAUUUUGUAAAGUGGUUGUGCUGCUUCUUUUAAUUUUUAAAACACUUUUUAAUAUCACUAAAUAUUCAUGUUCAGGAUUUGCAUCGUCUGACAGUUUUAACAGUAACUUAUUUACCUUGUGGCCUGGCAGAUAUAUAUUAUUAUAUUUUUCCAGUUUAUAAAUAUAACUGUUGUCCCCCUAGUGUUUAAAGGAGUUUAAACGUCUUUAUGGUAUAUUUUUAGUACAAAAGGUACUUUGAGACAUGAGUAUACAGUGUGUUGUCAUUUCAUAUGGAUUAAAGCUAUAAAAAUGUAAGUCUUCUAUUUAUUCCCCAUUGUCCAAGAAUCAACUAAAAUGUGUAAAAAUGUUUCCAUGUGAUAUUUUUUGUUUUUGACUUUUCUCCUAGAGAAUAUCUUGUGCAGGUCAAAGGUCGGGUUCUUUGAAAUGUCCUUUAAUUCUGCAGUGCAACUCCAUUAUUGAAGUAGGCAUAAAAAUCACAGAAUGUGUAGAAAACUGAAAUUGUUCAUUCUGUAAAUAAAGUUCAACUUUGACCCAGA
Labeo rohita (rohu) is the source of this 3351-nucleotide messenger RNA. It is a transcript of the gene cdh17, whose product is annotated as cadherin 17, LI cadherin (liver-intestine). Gene Ontology annotation, biological process: multicellular organism development; adherens junction organization; cell morphogenesis. Gene Ontology annotation, molecular function: cadherin binding; calcium ion binding. The transcript has 19 exons. Bases 132 to 2738 code for a protein of 868 amino acids. NCBI's taxonomy places the organism in Eukaryota, Metazoa, Chordata, Actinopteri, Cypriniformes, Cyprinidae. The record is from RefSeq and is a predicted model, not a curated record. Gene Ontology annotation, cellular component: catenin complex; adherens junction; plasma membrane.